Molecule: messenger RNA, 3861 nt
Organism: Styela clava
Lineage: Eukaryota; Metazoa; Chordata; Ascidiacea; Stolidobranchia; Styelidae
Source: RefSeq, a predicted model, not a curated record
UCAAGAAGAAAACAAAGCAGACCUCAACAUGUCGAAUUCGAUGAGAAAGGAUCUGCAUAUUUAUACCGGGAGGGGGAUUUCUCCCGCACAUAGUUAUCUCCGACAGAAUCCGAACCUGCGAACCAGAGCAAGAAGUGCGGGGCGAGAAUUUUGCACCCAACGACAUUCGAGCUCAUAUUUCCUUGAAGAUUUGAAGGCGCUUCUUCUCAUUGUGUUGUCGCUGUCGCUUCUUUUGUGGUUUCCUCCACUAUUGAUGAGUUCCCGUUUACCACGGCUUCCUUUUUAUAUGCCUGGUACAGAAUUUGCGAUUACGGAUAAUAAAAUUAGGUUAGCUGUGUCACCAUCACGACCACAGAUCAAGCUGGAAUCGGUAGAGGAGAAGAGAGCUGUGAAGACUUUCGAAAUGACGCCUACUACUUCCAAUGAAAGCGUAAACUUGACGCAAAACGCGCCAUCUUCGGUUGCAAGUCAGCGUGACAUGUUAAGUAACGGAUACGUGAGCCCAGUGGAUAAAAUGACAGACUGCGACUCAGUGGUUGAAUCAUUGCCGGGAAACAAUUCACCAAUUCCCGCAGAAAGACCAGGAAUGACCAAAACAACCAAAAGUGCAUCUUGUGGUAGUUUGAGCUCAAGUUCACCCGUACUUUCCCACCAAACAAAUCGAUGCAGAAGAGUUUCUGCAGGAACUGUCGAUUUUACAAAAGUAAAAACUGAAUAUUCUUCGAUGAAUACUAAUGAACUACACAUCGCAGGUGAAAUACAAAAUGGAAGCAGAAACGAGACACAAUUAUCACCUUUCCGUGCCAAUGGGAAUGCAGACGAAGAAAGCCCAAAACGAAUGCAUAGUCCAAAUAGUGAGCAAAUACCCAGAAAACAAUUAUAUCAACGCCAUCAUAGUGCAGCAGAUUUAUUCAACACUCCUAUGAUAGCACUAGAACGCAAGCACGAAUGUUCGAAAUGUGGCAUCACAUUCCGAAACAAAGACACGUAUGAAGUUCACAGCAAGCAUUAUUGUAGCGGGAAAAGGCGAGACAUUCAAUGUCAUUUAUGCGAAGCAAAAUUUGACGACGAAAAACGUUUACAGAUACACAUGGAGGUCCAUUCUUUGCAAUACAUUUGCUUAUUAUGCAGUCAGCGUAUGCCAACUCCAGCAACUUGUCAGAACCACAUGCAACUUCACGCUGAGAAUUUAAAAGUCGAACAACCUAAAGAUGGAUUGCUACCUUGUCCUUCAUGCGAUUUAACGUUUGGACAAAAAUCUGAUCUCGUUUUACAUUUAUGCUCCCAACAUGUAACAGUGGGUAACUUGCCACAAUUUCUUUAUCCUCCUAUCAUCACAAAUCCAAUGGAUCAACCCUCAUCGUCGUCUCUACAACAACAAGUAAUCAACAGGAGUUUGAGCGAAAACAGCAAUGAUUCAUCUUCCCGUGAUAUACAUAAGACACCACCACGAGAUAAUUUAGAUGAUGUUGAUUUGCACAACAUUUCACCACCUGUUAUUACUUCAACUCCAUCACGACCGACUGGCGAUUCGAUAAUAAAUUCUGUUCCAGUUUCACAAAACGCAUUCUCAUGUAUUGUUUGUGGACUUGGAUUUCCCGACGUAAUUACUUUGCAGCGACAUUUAUUGACUACACAUACAACUUUGACAUCACAGAAAGCACCGUCACCCCUUCAACCCCCUCCACCACCAAUGAAGCCCCCACAGAGACAGACAAACAGACUGAAUUGUCGUAAGGUUUCGACUGUAUCCGCACCACAGUUGUCUCUUUUGUCCGGCUCAGUUUCGCCCGCAUUUAGCAGAGCAAUGCAACCCAAAUUGGAGUUACCCAAAACGUCAACUUCGCCUGCAGAAGCCAACCGCUAUAGCCCAGAUAGCAGCGAAGAUGUUCGUAACAAAAAACGAAAAGAAAGCUCAAAUAUGCAAGAGAUGGAUAAUGGAGACCAAUUACACCAAGGACUGAAAAGAGCAAAGAGAGAUGUUAGUUUCCUACGUGCAAAACCAGAAGCCAGUCUGAAAGUUGCAAACGAUUCUUUUGAAACACGCAGAGUGUCAUGUCCAGCGGUCGCCAACAAAAUGUUAGCAGCUGAACAGUUAGGAUUAUCGGCGGCAUUGUUUGGCGGACCUUCAGAGGAAGAACGCAAUUGCAUUCAAUGCGAUAUACGAUUUUCAAGCGCUGCUAACUAUCGUGCACACAAGAAAUAUUACUGCGCAAGUCGGCAUAUGCACAAAGUCAGCGACGAUGGACAAAUUGGAUUCCUUGCGCCGCAUCCACAAUCAGACGAUUUACCUGAAUCGACCGAAUUUUUGUCAACCAAAUCCAGAAAGCGCAACGCAGGAAAUCGUUCCAGCAUGACGUACAGAAAAAGGUCUCAUCUUACGCCGUUGGAAACAGUACGGAAUUCACCACCGUGUCAAGAAGCAAGCAGCUCGACAGUCAAAAUGAAUUCAGUUAGAAAAUCGUGCCCAUCUCACCUUGAACCAACUGACACUACAGCUUCAAAAAGCCCUUCACCGAACAGGGAAAAUUCGCCGAAUCCAGCACUCCAGGUGACAAAGAAACAUUUAUGUCAGGAAUGCAAUAUAUGGUUCUCAAAAUACGACACAUACAUGGCUCACAAAAAAUACUACUGCGAGAGUCGUAGAAAGGAUCGCGUCAGUGUUAGAUCGCUGCACGCAUCCACAAAAAUACCUCUCAAACGCAAAUCGGAAUCCAAUUUACGAGAGUCAAUAGCGAGAUCUGGAAAUUCACUUUUUGUACCAGAACAUAUAUCCUGGAGUCCACAAAGAAGCACUCCGUCUACUGAUCCCGAAGAUGAUCGUUCAACUAUGCCUAAUCAGUUGGAUCCUUCAUCGAAAAUAGAAAGGAAACUUUCCUCAGCGAGUGAAAACACAUCCAUGCCUUUUCCAAUGUAUGGUCAAAUGGAUCCUGAUAUGCUGGCGAGGAUAUCAUUUAUGCAACCUUUAAUAUUAAACCAAUAUCUUACCAUGCUACGGGAGCGCAUGGCCCAAGGUAUCCAGAACACUGGUCUUUUGUUCCCGACUUUACCAUUUACAAACAUCCCUGCCACAAGAAGCUUGACGCCCACAGAAACAACCCGCAAAAGUUCUACGGACGAAACUCGUAAUGGGCGUUUAUCCACAAGCCCGUGUAGUUCAAACACAAAGCCCCAAUCGUCAAAUGCAAGACCGACAAGACAAAGUUGUGUGGCGGCUAUCAAUGUUAAAAAAGAGCCUAUUGAUAAUAUACGCCUAUCACCGGAAAAUAGAAUUACUCCGCGUCUUCGUGCUUCUCCUCUGGAUCUCAGUAACAAAUUGGAAGAAUCUCAUUUGCUGUCAACUUCACGCUCGUCACCAAUGCCUCCUUAUCCCACAAUCGAUUUGCGAACUACGGCUCUUGCCAUUGUGAAACAAGAGCCCAAAUCUGACUUUCCGUCUACGGAUUCAUUGAAUAAUAAAACGUCCGAAUCUGGUCUAAACAUAGACAAUGACAAUAACAGCAACAAUAAGGCGGAGGCGAGCAGACCAAAUUCGAGACCAGAAAUAAGAAUUUCUAAUAGUGAAGGUUUCGUCUCUGUUACAUCACAGGAAAAAGACGAUGUUCCAAAUUCAGCUCAAAAAUCUCGCGCCCAACACUGCAAAAAUUGCGAUGCUCGUUUUACCAGUCUUUCCACAUUUAUUGCUCACAAGAAAUAUUACUGUUCGGGUACGAACAACGGUGGAUUAAUUCGCAAUGAUGCGAAGGCAGCACAAAUGGCUCACUAGUUUUUGCGUUGAAAAGUGUGUCUAUUUUUCUUAAUUGCUUUUUUUUCUGAGAUAAAAUUUUGUUUUAAAAUAUAAUCGGAAUCAAAUAUGUAAAA